Molecule: messenger RNA, 567 nt
Organism: Dracunculus medinensis (Guinea worm)
Lineage: Eukaryota; Metazoa; Nematoda; Chromadorea; Rhabditida; Dracunculidae
Source: the annotation of a GenBank genome assembly
AUGGAACUUUCGACAGUCGAACGAACCAAAAUCCAAUGUAGUUUUUGUUCAUUGUUCGUUAAAAAUAUUUAUAUCUGUCCACGUUGUAAAUUAUUUUAUUGUUCAAAACGUUGUUAUCGAGACAAACAACAUGAGAAUUGUUCGGAAGAAUUUUAUCGAGAAUGUGUCGAGGAUGAACUAAAACUUAUGCGAAAUGAUUCAGCAAAUUCGAGGCUUCCUUUGUCUUUCGAAGAGUUUAUGAAAAAGGCGAAUGAUCAAGAAACAAAUAAUGGAAUUCCGGAUGAUGCUGAAUUAUUAGAUUCAGAUGAUGAAGACGUUGAAUAUUUGGAUGAAGUAAUGAAGCGAACGAAAGUUGAUUUGGAUAAUGUUGAUGAAGAUGAUUUAGACCGACAGUUGUUGAUCAGUGGCAUUGGGACAGACACCGAACAGUUAUUUGCAGCAUUAAAUCUGUCUGAGAAAGAAGCUUUCGAACACUUGGCAAAUCAGUUUUAUUUGGAAGAAAACGAUCUUGAGAAAUCUGUUUUUCGUUCAGAAAAUAGAUCUAAAAAUAUUCAUGGAAAUAAAUGA